GAACCCAGUAAAUAAGUUUCACUUUCUAUUCUUUAACGAAACACCCUUUCCCCAAAACAGCUCAUAUUUUCUUCGUGCUGUCUGAACUGCGUUAUUUGAAAAACUACUGAAGUCAACAUGAUGUGUUUGAAGCUGUGGAAUUUUACAUGGCUUACGAGGUUGUGGGAUUCUAUAUGGCUUAUGUUUCAGGAGAUUUAUAAAUAUUUUAAGGUAGUCUUCAUUGUGAUGGUAAUCCUGAUAUGGAAAAUUUAUAGGCGGAUUAAUGCAAGUAAUACAUCAUCUGAAAGAAUUCAUGGAGCAGAAAACAAGUUAUGGCAGACAUUGCAAAGCAUCUGGCUAUGGCGGAUAUUGCGAAGCAUCUGGGUUUUUAUUAUAGAUUGUAGAAUUUCAAGAACGCUAUGGCGGAUAUUGCGAAGCAUCUGGAGCACUCAAAAAGUUGAAAUGAACAUUUUUGGUGAACGCAGAACCUAUGGCGCAGGACGUGUUUUCCUUAGUAAACUAUCUCACAAGCUGCGGUGUAAAGGUUUCUCACUUUCUGAAGUCAAUGAUUCUGAUUUCAAAAAACUGCUCCUGGUUUUCUGCCCUGUUGUCUCUCGAAUUGGAACUGAUAUCAAUGCAGUGCUUUCCGAAACUAAAGAUUUUGAACGUGUUAUUCUAGUGGUCAUGCAUCACACGCCAAAUCCUCAAUAUAUAUUCACAGACAGCACCAGGUUCAUUGAAAGUCCAAAUGUGAUAUUAACAGUGGACUGUCUUUUUCACGAAAAACAGUUUUUGCUUGAAUGCGAGAGUAAUGAAGUUGCUUUAGAAAAGAUUUCCACCUGUCUCACUGACUUAUGAAAUUAAUAGUGAAGGAUCAUGACAUGCAACAAGAAUGAUGCAUCCAAGGGAUUGUCUCAGAAAACUGAAUUAUCAACACCAUGAAUGACAUAAGAAGAAGAUUUUGUUUUGCAUGAAGACUUCUGUACUUUAAGAAAUGUCCCUCUGUAAUGAUGUGUUGUGUUACCAUUCAUCAUUUUAUUUUUGUGAUAACAACAUGAUUCAUAUGAAUGAUUUUGUAAAGACUUAUCUUUCAUCCCUCUCUCUGUGGUUUUGUUUCAUCUUUAAAUAUUUUUGUUCAGAACUCUUAGUAUUAUUGGUAAGAGUGUCUCUUGUACUUUAAGCUUAAUAAAAGGUUUAUGGUGCGCUUA
Molecule: messenger RNA, 1187 nt
Organism: Polypterus senegalus (gray bichir)
Lineage: Eukaryota; Metazoa; Chordata; Cladistia; Polypteriformes; Polypteridae
Exons: 14
Coding region: 118-837 (239 amino acids)
Source: RefSeq, a predicted model, not a curated record